AUGUCGGAACAUCGUGAAAUCCCCAAAUUUACCGUCGAUCUAUCUCUCCCUCCCGAGACCCGCUACGACCAUAUCGUUCCGCACUUCAAGACCGCCGUGGACUCGUGCGAUUUACCCUCCCUGUUCUACGCCCUCCUCGAUGAGCUCGUCGGAAAAUCCGCAGGGAGAAUAUUGGCUGCGAUCUCGCCGCUGCUCAUGCGACACGUUCAUUCAGAUGAGGAAAAUGCAGAAUUGAUCGGUAUCUCGAGAGCGAUCGGCAUUCCCAUGCACAUCCUCGUUGCUUUCAAUGUUCUCUUAGAUCUUUUGCUGGGAUGCACGAGCGGUGGAGUCAGAACUCUUGAUCCAGAUUCUGGUGGGAACGCGACGCGGAUACUUCAUUUUCGGACCCUUGACUGGGAGAUGCAUCCAUUGAGAAACAUCAUUGUCGAACUCGAUUUUGUGCGUACGCCUAGCGGUCCGGCCAUUGCGACGACGGUCGGAUACAACCAGGCCAUGGUUGUUCUUGGGCAGCGGCAGUCCAUCUCGAGCAGUCUAAGAGAGAUUCUACUAGGCGACUCUACGAUGCCGGAGAAACAGUCCGAUGAAGCGCACGAGACGAACGAUAUUAGCGACGAUUUGCAGAACCGAUAUGUACAACAAGUCCUCACAAAACUCUCAACGUCCAAUUCAACCGCCGCAUAUCUCAUCCUCUGCCAGCCAGACCGCGUCUUAGUCAUCGAGAAAGACAAUCACAGCGCAUCAAUCCGCGAAUCCGACACAUUCCUAACCGCCUACAACCACGACGUCAAAGACGAAGACAACCCCGAGCUUCUCCAACAAGCGGCAGCAGAACUCGCAGCCGGCGAAGAUGCAACGGGCAUGGCAGACUUGGUGGCCUAUUCACUUGAACGAAAGCACGAUUUGGAUAAGCUAUGGAAGAAAUGUGUUCGGAAUUGUAGAAGACGGUACAAACUGCGGAAUGAUGUUGUGACGAGGGAGGAUGUGGUGAAGUUUUUGCAGAAUGAUAUGAUUAGGAAUGAGGAGACGCAUUACGCCGUCAUCAUGGAUCCGAAGGAGGGGAAGGUCAUGUGGCGCAGUGCGUAUGAGUAUGUGAGUGAGGGUGAAGACGGGAGUUCGGAGGAGACUUGA
Fusarium musae is the source of this 1128-nucleotide messenger RNA. RefSeq lists its product as uncharacterized. The coding region runs from base 1 to 1128 and encodes 375 amino acids. The transcript is spliced from 2 exons. Gene Ontology annotation, molecular function: hydrolase activity, acting on carbon-nitrogen (but not peptide) bonds. Lineage: Eukaryota; Fungi; Ascomycota; Sordariomycetes; Hypocreales; Nectriaceae. The record is from RefSeq and is a predicted model, not a curated record.